AUGAUCCGAGUGCCACUCUCGUGGUAUCACAGCUCAACCCACGCCUUCUACCCGGACGAAAGGCACUCAGCAAUUCGCCGUGUCUUCGAAUCACCCUCCAACCAUCACCCCUCAAGACGAAACUUUUGCGGCUUUUGCGGCACGCCGCUGUCCUACUGGACCGAGAGACCCCUUACCGAGGCAGGGUUCAUCCACCUGACCCUUGCGAGCCUGCGAGGCGAAGACCUACGAGAUCUGGAAGAUCUGGGGCUGAUUCCAGAGUUUGAAGAGCCGGAAGAACAGCCCGCUGUUCCGACAACAACCACGGUAAUUGGGAGAGAAACCCAGGGCGUCCCUUGGUUCGAGGGCAUGAUCGAGGGCACCCGUUUGGGCAACCUGCGUCACAGCCAGGUUGUUGAUCAUAGCAAAGACGGGAAAAUCAGGGUUGAGUGGGAGAUUGUAGAGUGGACCGAGGGAGAUGAUGCUCCCGACGUAGCCCCAGCAGCGGAGGGCGACGUUAAUAUGACAACAAAUCAUCCCGGAAAACGCAAAAUGAACGACCGAGAAGACGAGGAUGCGGCUGUCGACGGCAUGCAUUAA
This is a messenger RNA of Colletotrichum fioriniae, 579 nucleotides long. RefSeq lists its product as uncharacterized. NCBI's taxonomy places the organism in Eukaryota, Fungi, Ascomycota, Sordariomycetes, Glomerellales, Glomerellaceae. The record is from RefSeq and is a predicted model, not a curated record.